This is a messenger RNA of Sphenostylis stenocarpa, 156 nucleotides long. NCBI's taxonomy places the organism in Eukaryota, Viridiplantae, Streptophyta, Magnoliopsida, Fabales, Fabaceae. The record is from the annotation of a GenBank genome assembly.
AUGCUUUACCACUAUCCAUUCUCUGGCCAAGACCCAACCGUCAAGGAACUGCAGAGGAGGCAGAAAAAUCUGAAGCCUGGUGGCACCAUCUUCAAUGAAUUGAAGGGCUUUCAGGAUUGUAUACAGAAAAUCAAUGAGGUUGAGGUUUUGAAGUAG